GUGAAGGGAGCGCGGCGCCAUGCGGGGCUCGAGGCUGGGGCUGGGGCUGGGGCUGCUGCUGGGCGCGGCGUGGGUGGCGUGCGGGCAGAACGAGACGGAGCCCAUCGUGCUGGAGGGCAAGUGCCUCGUGGUGUGCGACUCCAACCCCACCUCCGACCCCACCGGCACGGCGCUCGGCAUCUCCGUGCGCUCCGGCAGCGCCAAGGUCGCCUUCUCCGCCAUCCGUAGCACCAACCACGAGCCCUCCGAGAUGAGCAACCGCACCAUGAUCAUCUACUUCGACCAGGUACUAGUGAAUAUCGGCAGCAACUUCGACUCGGAGCGGAGCACUUUCAUCGCGCCCAGGAAAGGGAUUUACAGUUUCAAUUUUCACGUGGUGAAAGUGUAUAACAGGCAAACCAUCCAGGUGAGUUUGAUGCUAAACGGGUGGCCAGUGAUUUCUGCCUUUGCAGGGGACCAAGAUGUGACCCGUGAAGCUGCUAGCAAUGGAGUACUGAUUCAGAUGGAGAAAGGAGACAGAGCUUAUCUAAAACUGGAGAGAGGAAACUUGAUGGGAGGCUGGAAGUAUUCAACAUUCUCUGGAUUUCUAGUGUUCCCGCUUUAAAUUACUUCUCAUCCAAGAAAAGGAAGAAAUCUCUUACAAGUUCCCAAGUCAAAGCUGGGUUUGAAGAGUCAUGGACAGCAGACUUUUUACAUCAAAUAUUAAAGAAGCUUAAUCCUGCUUAGGUUUGUGUACAUCUGCUUUGAAGAAUUACUACUUAUUUUUGUUGUGUUGCAGCCAACAGGCGGGAGACACUAUAAUUGAUCAAACCCCCAUUUAUAUUCUUCUCUCUCCUCCCACAAAAUUAGUUCCCAUCUCUGUGUCAUUGGUGUAAUCUGCCAUUGUUCCCCCAUGGCUUCUGCCUCACACAAGUAGACUUUAGAUAUUUUCAUUGUUCUUUACAGCAUAUUUUGUAGUUUUGUUUUUAAAACAUGUUAAUCUUGACUCUUUCUCUGAGUUUAACUUUUAAAAAAAGAAAAAAGCAAAGUAUUUUUUGAAUACAUGGAUGCCAUGAUGGAAGGGAAAAUGCAAUUCUUGCUGUGUACUGGCUGGCAAAAGGAAAAAAUUUCUACAUGAAGAACUAUCCACAGCCAAGGCUGACUAGAGUAUUUCACUAUUUCUAUGUAAUUCUGAGUGAUUGUGAAAUUUAAGGCUGCUAAAUGUUUUGAUGCUUGUUUUGCUCUUGUACAACGUGGCCCAACUAAACGCCAGGAAGUAUAUUGAACUUUUACUAUUACUCUGUAAUAUAUGUGUGAAUAUUGAAAAUUAAUUUUUGCUUUAAUUCAAUAAAGUUUAAAUGGGACUUUUA
This is a messenger RNA of Serinus canaria (Common canary), 1349 nucleotides long. RefSeq names its product cerebellin 1 precursor (gene CBLN1). The record is from RefSeq and is a predicted model, not a curated record. The transcript is spliced from 3 exons. NCBI's taxonomy places the organism in Eukaryota, Metazoa, Chordata, Aves, Passeriformes, Fringillidae. Gene Ontology annotation, molecular function: protein binding. Gene Ontology annotation, cellular component: synaptic cleft; glutamatergic synapse. Bases 20 to 604 code for a protein of 194 amino acids.